Molecule: messenger RNA, 780 nt
Organism: Colletotrichum navitas
Lineage: Eukaryota; Fungi; Ascomycota; Sordariomycetes; Glomerellales; Glomerellaceae
Exons: 3
Coding region: 1-780 (259 amino acids)
Source: RefSeq, a predicted model, not a curated record
AUGUUUGGUAUCGCCGUCGCCAUCUAUCGCGGCAAAGACGCCAAACGAAGCCUCUACGUCUGCCCUAAGUGCAAGGGCACCGUGAUCCGCAGCCUGGUCGCAAUGCUCCCCGACACACCACCCGACGCAGCAGUCCGGGCUAUAGCAAGUCUGGUAACGGGCGCGUUUUUCAAUCGCCCCGUCACCUCCAGCACUACGAGCAUCACUAACGGGGACAACAACAACAAGAGCGAAGACUCAUGGAAGGCGCGCGGGGUCGCCAAGUUCCCAGCACUACGGCGGUACAAGAAGACAUGGGCUGAGCUUGCGCGGCACAUAGCCAAGGGAAUAGGGCUGAACCUCGGCGCUAGCGGAGGGGGACAAUCCGAUACGGCUUUCCAGAGCGCCAAGAGGGAGGCGAUCGCGGGAAUAGCCCUGUCGAAGCGGGCAGAGCAGGCGAAGCAGGCGACGGCGGCGACAAGGCCCGAUCGCGUUCUGUAUGAUGAUGCAGAGACCAGGAAGACCGCGCGGGUGCUGGAACUCUUGGACGAGCUCAUCGGUCUGGAGAGAGACCUACACGAAGCCGUCCUGGCCGAGAUUGAGCACGACAAACAGCUGAGCCUGGGCGGCAAAGUCAACGACGGAGCCAAGCAAGGGCAGGCGGUCGACGACGCCAUCAGCAAGUGGGAGGCUGCGGCGGCGGAUGCUCGUACCAACCGAGCGGUUGCUACGGAACGCGUCAUGACGCUACGGGGCCGCGUGAAGGCUGCUCAAACGGAGCUAUCUCGUACUACCGGAUAA